AUGGAGGAAUCUUCCAAAACGUUGUUUGAAUCUCUUAGCGUGGUAAAGGUACAGAGCGUCCAGCUAAAGCGGUACCUGGACACAGACCGCGUCAUGGAGGCGCUCAAAAGCGCCUCGACGAUGCUGGGUGAACUGCGUACGUCGUCUCUUUCGCCUAAACACUACUAUGAGCUGUACAUGGCCGCCUUCGAUGCGCUUCGGCAUCUGUCUAUCUACGUGUACGAUGCGCACAUGAGCGGGAAGCACCAUCUUGCCGACCUGUAUGAGCUCGUGCAGUACUGCGGCAACAUUGUGCCACGUCUCUAUCUCAUGGUAACCGUCGGCAGUGUGUACAUGUCUGUACCUGAAGCGCCUAUCAAGGAAAUCAUGAAGGAUAUGAUGGAGAUGUGCCGUGGUGUGCAGCACCCAACACGCGGCUUGUUCCUCCGUCACUACCUGUCCGGCGUGACGCGUGAUCAUCUUCCGACAGGCAACGAGCCAGGUCCAGCCGGAGAUUUGUCAGACAGCAUUAGCUUCAUCCUGACCAACUUUGUCGAGAUGAACAAGUUGUGGGUCCGCCAGCAGCACCUGGGUCACUCACGCGACCGUGAGAAACGCGAGCUGGAACGCCGCGAGCUGCGGAUCUUGGUCGGGACCAACCUAGUACGCCUCAGUCAGUUGGACGGCGUUACAUUGGAAACCUACCAGCAAGAGAUCCUUCCGGCGAUUCUCGAGCAGGUAAUUAACUGCAAGGAUAUUAUCGCGCAGGAGUACCUUAUGGAAGCAAUUAUCCAGGUGUUCCCUGAUGACUUCCAUCUUCGGACACUCAGUCUCCUGCUCUCCGCCUGUGCACGACUGCAUCCCAAGGUGAGCAUCAAGCAGAUUGUCAUUACGUUGAUCAACCGCCUCGCCUCGUAUGCAGCGCGCGAAGCGGAGAGUGAGAGCCCCGAGGAACGCAAGCGGCAGGAAGAAGAGGCCAGUCAGCGUCUUGCGCUCAAGACGACAGAGAUGCGACGUAAGGCGGCACCUGCAUCGAGGCCGUCGGUAUGGCGGCAGAUCGCUGAUGAACAGACAAGCAAGUCUCGCGAUGCGUGGGGUCUGCUGGCCUCGGAUCUGAGCCAGUCACUGCCCGACGAAGAUGGCCAUAAUAUCUGGAACGACUCAGCGAAGGCAAUGCCGCCCAUGAUGAGCGACAAUGCAUGGGCGGACGAAGCAUCGACAGAGACGUCUGGUGAAGAGAGUACCACAGAGAAGCCAGCGUCCAAGGCUAGCAGCAAUGCGAAGGAGGCGGCGGCCGAGCAGUCCGAUACAAACACGGCAGAAGCACCGAAGCAGGGCGAUACGGAGAGCCAGGAUGUCGCUACUUCCACGCCGCCUGCGAAGGGCAAGGGCAAGGGCAAGGCGACAGACGAUGAUGCCGAGGCUGCGGGAGAGACGGCAGGCCCCCGCAAAUUCCGUGGCAUUCCGGAAGAUGUACGUCUCUUCGAGGUGUUCUGGGAGCAGAUUGUGCUGCUUAUGCGUGCGCGCCCUGACUUGUCGAUGCAGGACACAUCGGCCCUGCUGCUCUCGUUGCUGAACUUGUCGCUAAGCUGCUACCCUGACCGACUGGAGUACGUCGACCAAGUGCUGGGAUUUGCGCAGGAGAAGUUCAACGAAGCGAUCCAGGGCGGUGAUAACAGUGUGCUCGCACCGCAGAGCAACUUCCAGUCGCUGCUUCUGGCGCCUGUGAAUGCCUACGUCAAUGCACUCACGCUGCUAGCCAUCCCGAAUUUCCAUGCGCUGUGGUCGGAGCAGCCUCCACUUAUUCAGCGCGGCAUUGCGCAGGCGAUUGUGUUCUCGAUUCUGCGCCGCCAGACGAUUAUAUCGACACCGGAAGAGGCGGAUGGGAUCUUGGAGCUGUGUGCUAUGCUCGUGCAGGGCCAGACAGAUGUCUUUGCGACUGGCAAUACGACGUCGCAGACGAAUCAUGCGGUGAUGAACGAAGUGGCAGAGCAGCAAGGCGCGCUUGCCAGGAUGGUGCAUUUGUUCCGCUCGAGCGAUCUGGAACAGCAGCUAGCCCUGCUGCAUACAGUGCGGCAGCACUAUGUCAAGGGCGGCGAUGCGAUCCGGAUGACGUACCCGCCGCUGAUCACGGAAGCCGUAGCUUUGGUGCGUCGCUUCGCGGUGUCGAAAGACGUGAAAGAGUGGGAACGCAAGCUGACGGCACUGUUCCACUUUGUGCACCAGCUGAUCUCCACACUGUACCAUCGCGUAGAGACGCCCGAACUAUCGCUGCGUCUGUUUUUGCUGCUGGCCGAGGUGGCAGACGAUGCAGGGUUCGAGGAGUUGGCCUACGAGUUCUACGUGCAGUCGUUCACCGUCUUUGAAGAGUCCAUCUCCGAUUCGCGCUCCCAGUUGCAGUCCAUUGGCUUGAUUAUCGGCACGCUGUACAAAGCACGCAUCUUCGGCCCAGAUAAUUACGAUACGCUGAUUACCAAGGCGGCGCUGUAUGGUGCGAAACUGCUUAAACGGCCUCAUCAAGCCACCGCCGUCCUCAUGGCGAGUCACUUGUGGUGGCAGCUCCCUGGUCCAAAAGACACGGGUGAAACCCCCUACCCUCUUGUGCGUGAUGGUCGGCGUGUACUGGAGUGCUUGCAGAAAUCUCUGCGUAUUGCAAAUGGGUGCAUCAACGAGUUUACCACGGUGGAAAUCUUUUGUCAUGCACUGAACAAGUACCUGUAUUAUUUCGACCAAGGUGUUGAGGCUGUUACGGCACGCUACGUGAAUUCGCUGGUGGACCUGAUCUCCAAGGCGCUUACGUCGCUUCAAGAAGAGGCCAACAGUGCGGGCGAGAAGAAGCCUGACUCGCCUGAGAUGCUAGCGAACUGGGAAGCUGUAUUGAACCAGUUCAACAACCAGCUUCAGUUCAUCCAGACCAAGAAACGGGAGGCAGAGGAUGCUGAGAUGGGUAGCAUCACGGGGGCGGACUGGCAAAGUAUCCACAUCGACGCCGCUCUGGCUCGUAGGUCCCUGUAG
Malassezia pachydermatis is the source of this 2994-nucleotide messenger RNA. Its product is annotated as vacuolar protein sorting-associated protein 35. NCBI's taxonomy places the organism in Eukaryota, Fungi, Basidiomycota, Malasseziomycetes, Malasseziales, Malasseziaceae. The coding region runs from base 1 to 2994 and encodes 997 amino acids. The record is from RefSeq and is a predicted model, not a curated record. The transcript has 2 exons. Gene Ontology annotation, cellular component: late endosome; retromer complex; retromer, cargo-selective complex. Gene Ontology annotation, biological process: intracellular protein transport; retrograde transport, endosome to Golgi.